AUGCCGCUGCGUUCCCGCCUUCACGCGAGACCCAGGGGGCACGCGCGGGAAGAACAGGCUUCUUCAGAGAAGUUCCCUCACCGUAACUUUGGAAGGUUAUGUCAUACAGAUUUUGCUGUGCCACUGUUGAAAUAUGCUGUUUCAAGUUUUGAUCAGGCUAAAUGUAAGAGAAGAUCUCUAACUUCCCCAGAUGAUUUGGAUCUCUACUCAUCUGGAGAUAAAGUCGGUUCCUUAGUAAGAUGGCAUUCUGAUGAAAGAAAGCUUUCCACUCUACCCCUUUGUAGUUUGUCCGAGCACCUCAGUGUGAACUGCCUAGAUGAUGAACUGGAUUCUUGUCAGAAUUCGAAGCAACAGGAAACUGAAGGAGAGUUAAUUGAGAAGGACCAUAGAGUUAGUAGUUGCAAAAUAACCAAGCAACCUUUUAAAGAAGUAAAAAAAGCAGUAGCCUGGCCAACUAAUUUGACCUCAAAUUCAAGAAAUUGGACUGAAUGUUGUAGUGAUGCAAGUGACUCUCCUUUGAAACCUGUCAACUAUCCAACAUCUAAAGCAUCAAAUAAGCAGAGUUUACUCCCAUAUCAGGUCAAUCAGAUAUAUUGUGAAUUAUCUCAAAUACAUCAGAAACUGCAGUGUGAAACUGCAGCACAACAGGAAUUUGCUGAAGAACUUCAAAAGCGAGAACGUUUUUUAGAUGAAAGAGAACAACUGCUGUUCAGACAUGAAACUGCCUUGAAUAAAAUGAAAGGUGUGGAGGAAGAAGUUCUUACAAGGUUUCAGAUCAUGAAGGAGCAGCGUGACGCAGAAGUUGCACACUUAACUGAGGUUCUUAAGGAAAAAAACAAAGAAAGCAAGAGGCUAAGGUCUUCUUUUGAUGCCUUGAAAGAAUUGAAUGAUAACUUAAAAAAACAGUUAAAUGAAGUAAGUGAAGAAAACAAGAAGAUGGAGAUUCAGGCUAAAAGAGUUCAAGCUCGUUUAGAGAAUUUACAGAGGAAGUAUGAGUUUAUGACAAUACAGAAAUUGAAAGGAAAUUCCCAUGCUGCUCACGAGAUGAAAAGUUUGAAACAAGAAAAAAUACCAGUUUCAAAAACAUAUAAGGUACCCCUUAAUGCACAAGUUUACGAACUUUUAUCUGUCUUCAUGGACUGGAUUUCGGACUAUCACCUUAGCAAAUUGAAAAGUGAAGAAUCUGGGGUGGAUGGUGAAAAGCUGCUACUCAAAUUUGCUUCUCAGAGAAAUGAUAUUCAAGAGAAGUGUGUAAAGCUUUUGCCUAUGAUGACAGAGCAGCUACAGUGGAUGCCAUUUGUAAACGCCAAACUUCACGAGCCUUUUGUAAAAUUUAUAUAUUGGUCUCUACGGCAACUAGAAGCUGGAACGCUGCAUUCAACUAUGACAUCAACAUUGAGGAGAUUGGGUGAAGACAUAUUCAAAGGAGUAGGAGCUAAGGGAAUUCAGGAUAAUUCUUUAGAGCCUUCCUUGGAGAAUAAACCGAAGACAGCUGCUUUCUUUAGGAGUUCCAGUCUGCCAUUGAGAUUUUUGUCAACUUUAAUUGUUCUCAAAACAGUCACUCAAGCUGACUACCUGGCUCAGGCAUUUGAUUCUCUUUGUUUGGACUUGAAGACCGAUGAAGGAAAAAUCUUAUUUUUGGAGUAUCAAGCUGUUCCAGUAAUACUAAGUCACCUAAGAAUAUCCAGUAAAGGACUCUUAUCCAAUGUCAUUGAUAGUUUGCUUCAGAUGACAGUGGAAUCCAAAUCCUUGCAGCCCUUCCUGGAAGCCUGUAGCAACACUUUGUUUUUUCGGACUUGCUCUGUGCUGCUUCGAACCCCUAAGCUUGAUCUGCAAAUACUAGAAAAGCUCAGUAUUAUUCUACAGAAACUCUCUAAAAUCAAGAGUAAUAAGAAGUUCUUUGAACUUUUUACAAUUCACCUGAUGCUUCAGGAAAUACAAAGGACAACACACCCAGAGCACGCCUUCCUCUGCAUUAACCUCAAUUCAACUCUGUUCAAUUUAGGGUUAACGAAAUGCAACUCCUUGGCCUCCAAUGCAAGCCAUUAGACUGGCUUAUUAUUAUUUUAUAUAUUUUAUAUAUGUGUUGCUUAUUUGUAAGGUUGCAAAAAUCAUCAAAGUAACUAAAAGUCUACCAAGUAAAGUUUCUAGUAGCAUCAUUUAUCAUGAAAAAUAAAAUAGAAAAAAUUUUAACUUUAAGAAUGAAAUCUAUAGAAGCUCUGGAAUUGUUGGAAUAUUAUAAUUCAACUAAGGUAGUACUGAUGUGCAAAAUAGAAUUUCCAGAAUUAAUGAUGCUGGGGUUAUUUUUUGUAAAACUGCUUUAGAAAAAUUCUUAAAAUUAUGUGAUUAUUUGGAAUAAAACUGAUGUUUAUGUGGGAA
This is a messenger RNA of Miniopterus natalensis, 2379 nucleotides long. Lineage: Eukaryota; Metazoa; Chordata; Mammalia; Chiroptera; Miniopteridae. The record is from RefSeq and is a predicted model, not a curated record.